Molecule: messenger RNA, 877 nt
Organism: Lotus japonicus
Lineage: Eukaryota; Viridiplantae; Streptophyta; Magnoliopsida; Fabales; Fabaceae
Exons: 1
Coding region: 53-712 (219 amino acids)
Source: RefSeq, a predicted model, not a curated record
UCUCAUUUCCAGAUACUUAACCUUCUCUAAUUUUCCUACCUCAAUUGUGUUAAUGUCUGCACCAAAACACAGAGCCAUGACAGAGUCACAAGAACAAAAGCAUGACCAAGAGCAAGUGGUGUUGAUUCCAAACAAAAAAAGAAGACACUGCUGUGUCAUUUCCACUGCCAUAGUGCUGUUACUUCUUGUGGUACUAGUCACAGUUUCACUAGUUCUAGCCCUGACCGUGUUCAAGACCAAAGAUCCAAGAACAAAGCUUGUUUCAGCUUCAUUGGAGGGAAUCUCACCACGUGUUACAUUUCCUGCAAUUAACAUACAACUCAACGUUACUCUUGACCUCAAGAUUCUUGUUGAGAACAGAAACUACGCCAAGUUCAAGCACCAAGAAGGGACUAGUUUUCUGCUCUAUGAAGGGAAGGAGGUUGGAGAGACGGAGAUUUUUCCGGGGUUGAUUCCGGCGAGGGGUUCGGCUACUCUUCCUUGCAGGCUCACCCUGCAGGCGGAUAAAUUGGCUUCUAAUGUGACUGGUCUUAUUGGGGAUUUAAUGGGAGGGGAGAUUUCUAUGGAGGCUGUUACUCAGGUUCCUGGGAGAGUGACUUUCCUUGGAAUUAUUAAGAAGCAUAUUGUUGCUAAGUCUAGGUGUCAGUUUACUUUUGGUUUUCCUGAUUUGAAGAUCAAGAGUCAAGUUUGUAAGAAUAAGGCCAAGUUAUGAACUAAUUCAGGAUAGAGUAGAUUUGUAGGAUAUAUAUGUGGUCAGGUUCACACUUUACAUUUGAUUACUUGGGGAGUUUAUGAUACAUGUGUAUGAGCGCUACUAGUAUUUGCAUAUUUCUUCAUGGUAUGAUUUAUCUAUUAGAAGUUGGUUCAAGUUUUGAAA